UCCAAUCUCUUUCUCUGAUCCAAGCUUUAGGGUUCUCUUCUCUCUUUUCUUAUCUACAUGGAGAACGCCAAAGAAUCUAACCAUGGCAACAAACCCAACGAAGAAAACCCUAACUCCGAGUCCGAACCGAAACCCGAAUCCAUCCCCUCAUCUCGACAGCCUUCCCGUGCGCCCUUCACCAGCCUCAGCCAAGUUGAUGCCGAUCUGGCCCUCGCCCGUACACUUCAAGAACAGGAAAGGGCGUAUAUGAUGCUUAGAAUGAAUGGCAGUGAUGGAAGCGGUUAUGGAAGUUCUGAUAGUGGUGGUUAUGUUUAUGAAGAUGAAGCUGGUGAUGAUCCGAAUGAUGAUGGGAAUGAUGCUGGGAGCAUUGAUGAUGGUGAAGAUGCAUUCGAUAUGCAUGGACGGGCCCCGAGUGAGGAUGAAUUGGGUGUGGAGAUCGACCCAUCAGCGUUUGAUAGUGAUGAGCAUAUGCGAGGGCCCUUCAGGAUGCAGAGGAACGAGAAGUUUUUUGCUUGA
Molecule: messenger RNA, 516 nt
Organism: Magnolia sinica
Lineage: Eukaryota; Viridiplantae; Streptophyta; Magnoliopsida; Magnoliales; Magnoliaceae
Product: E3 ubiquitin ligase BIG BROTHER-related-like
Exons: 2
Coding region: 58-516 (152 amino acids)
Source: RefSeq, a predicted model, not a curated record